AUGAUCGACCGGGCCGGACCUUCGCUCAAGAGCUCGGUGUUCAACGAUCUCCGUCUCGAGGGACAGUUUUGUGAUGCAGUCAUCAAAGUGGAGGACGUGGCAUUUAAAAUCCACAGAGUCAUCCUGUGUGAAUGCAGCGACUACUUCCUUGUUCUCUUCGGACCCCGGUGCAGUCCAGACAAGAAGGUUUUCGUCAUACCGGGAGUGUCUCCCGACAUCAUGCGGAUCCUCAUUGAGUUUGCGUACACCGGCUCCGUUUCAGUCACUACAGACAACGUGCAGGAGCUGCUGCUGGCGGCGGACCAGCUCGGCGUGAUGGACGUCGUGAAGACUUGCUGCGACUUCCUCGGCGAGCGGCUCAGCGCGGAGAACUGCGUCGGCAUCUUUCGGUUCGCCGACGUCGUCUUCUGCCCCGAACUGCAGCGCAGGGCCUACCGCUACAUGGUCGAUCACUUCGAGGGGGUCGCUCGCCACGAAGAGUUCCCGCUGCUGUCCCUGCAGCAGCUCGUCGGCGUCCUCGAAAGAGACGACCUCGACGUGAGCGACGAGCGCGUCGCCUUCGAGGCCGUCCUUCGUUGGAUCCGCCACGUACCCGAAGAACGGGAAGCACACGUGGCGGUGCUCUUGUCGAAGGUGCGACUGGCCUUGAUGAGUAUGGACUACAUGCAGCUCACGGUGUUGUCCAAUGAGCUCGUGAAUACCAGCACUGAGUGCCGGCUCAUGGUCCGGGAUGCCAUGGAUCAUAUCAGGACAAGCAAGCCCUCUCUCGAUCAGCUCUGCAACCCUCUCGCCCGCCCUCGCCUGCCGAACGCCAUCCUGUUGGCCAUCGGAGGCUGGAGGGGCACUCAUGCAACCAACGUCAUCGAGGUGUACGACGUCCGCGGCGACUCCUGGAUCAACCUGACAAACCAUUCCGAGCAGCCCCGCGCCAACCACGGCUCCGCCGUCCUCAACGGGAGCCUCUACUGCAUCGGCGGCAUCUACCAGACGGAGCCUUUGAACAGCGUCCGCAGGCUCGACCUGAGCACGCGCCUCUGGCACGAGGCGGCCUCCAUGUGCGAGCGCCGCCGCUUCCUGAGCGUCGCCGUGCUGGGCCAAUGCAUCUACGCCUUGGGAGGCUCCGAUGGGUUCAGGGCGCUCAGAACGGCCGAGCGCUACAGGCCCGAGGCCAACCAGUGGAGUCUCAUCGCGCCGAUGCAAAGGCACCGGAGCCACGCCGGCAGCACAACGCUGCACAACAAGGUUUAUAUUUGUGGCGGGUUCAAUGGGAGGGAGUGCCUGCAGACGGCGGAAUGCUACAUCCCGGAGGCCAACCAGUGGACCAUGAUCGCCCGCAUGAACAGCCCGCGCGGCGGACUUGGCAGCGUUGCAUAUGCAGGUCGUGUCUAUGCAGUUGGAGGCUGCGACAACAACCACCGCUUGAACACCGCAGAGGCGUACGACCCCGCGGACGACAGCUGGCGAGAAGUGGCGUCCAUGUCGGCUCCCCGCGAGCACUUCGGCAUCGAAGUGCUCGACAAUCGGAUCUUUGUCGUCGGGGGCGACGACGGCUUCACCACGCACUCCGACGUCCAGAGCUACGACGCGGCGACUAAUGAGUGGACGGAGGCACGUGGCAUGGAGAUGUUCCGCAGUGCCCUGAGCUGCUGUGUGGUGUCCGGGCUCCCCAACAUAGCCGAGUACGUUUUACCCCGGGACGCCCUGCCGCUUCACCAAUACUAUACAAACCAGGAAGAACUCUCCUGA
Messenger RNA from Pseudoliparis swirei, 1746 nucleotides. RefSeq names its product kelch-like protein 10. The coding region runs from base 1 to 1746 and encodes 581 amino acids. NCBI's taxonomy places the organism in Eukaryota, Metazoa, Chordata, Actinopteri, Perciformes, Liparidae. The transcript is spliced from 5 exons. Gene Ontology annotation, molecular function: protein binding. The record is from RefSeq and is a predicted model, not a curated record.